This is a messenger RNA of Trichoderma citrinoviride, 930 nucleotides long. Its product is annotated as carbohydrate esterase family 3 protein. Gene Ontology annotation, molecular function: phosphatidylcholine lysophospholipase A1 activity. NCBI's taxonomy places the organism in Eukaryota, Fungi, Ascomycota, Sordariomycetes, Hypocreales, Hypocreaceae. The transcript is spliced from 3 exons. The record is from RefSeq and is a predicted model, not a curated record. Bases 1 to 930 code for a protein of 309 amino acids.
AUGAGAGGCUCCUGGUUAACCGCAGUCGCAACGCUGCAUCUGCUCAUAGCUGUUGAUGUGACUACGGCACGGACUCUCGCACCGCAGCUUUCGAACCAAUCCGCUGUGAGCGAUGUCCAGUCGCCGACGGUUCCGCUAAAGUUGGUGAAUACCGCGCCAGGGAAGCCGAUCAAACCAGGAACUGAGCUCCGUAUUCUUCCCGUUGGAGAUUCAAUCACCUACGGCUUCCUGAGCGACCAAGACGGCGGUGACGGAAAUGGAUACAGGCUACGUCUUCGGGAGCUUUUAUCAAAAGACAAGGUUGUGUUCGCAGGCACAGAGACAUCACCUACCGGGAACAUGACGGAUGGCUGGUUUGCUGCGUGGAACGGCAAGACGAUCCAGUACAUCUCGGACCAUGUCACGCCCUCGCUUGAGCAACGUCCAAAUAUCAUCCUGCUUCACGCUGGGACUAAUGACAUGAAUCCCAACAGCUCCAUUUCCACCGAGGGUCACGACCCAAUAGCUGCGUCUGAGCGUCUCGGACGCCUGGUUGACAAGAUGACGGCAUCGUGUCCGGACGCCGUCAUUCUUGUCGCCAUGAUCAUCGGGACUUGCAAAGCCGAGCAAGCACCGCAGACGAAGGUGUUUCAGUCGUUGAUCCCCAAAGUGGUAGCGCCGAAGCUCAAAGCUGGAAAGCACGUGCUGGCGGUGGACUUUACGACGUUUCCGCUGGACGACCUGAGAGACUGUAUCCAUCCAACCAAUGAAGGAUAUCAGCUGCUCGGACACUACUGGUAUGACUUUAUUGCUCAAAUCCCGCAGCAUUGGAUCACGGCUCCGGUGGGAGACGAUCCUCAGAGGCCGGAGCAGAAUUCUGCCAGACGUUUGCAUACAAAUAUGCCUCUUCUGGGCCUUUUGGGUAUAUUGCUUGUGUUGAUGUAUGCUUGA